AUGACCUCCCUCAACUCGGUGUCAGGCUGGUACACAAACGCCUAUUCGGGCCCCUUCCGAACCUCCCGCCUCCGCGCCCCUUCCCUUCUCCCAGGCGCCCGUAUCCCCGCCCCAGUCCAGCAAACCCUUGUGGUCGACGCCGCUCACAACAACUCCCCAUCUGCGGAUGACGCCAACCCUGAGGGGAAGGACGGGGUCAGAAAUGUCAGGAGGAGGGAGACGGUAUUUGGUCCGGAUGUAGGGGAGGACGAUGAACCCGGGUGGGGAGAAGGCGGUAAGGAAAAGAUCAGUGUCGACGUUGUCAAGAAAUGGGUGGAAAAGGCAAAGACGGAUGAGGGAAUUCACCCGACGACGACCCUCCAAGCGCUGGUCAACCUUAAAAGACCGAGUCUUCUGUUACAACAAGUGGACCAGCCCCAACCCAAAGCCGACAAGUAUGAGGAUAUCGCACCAUACCCCACUGCCGCACAAAGCGACUACCCUAUCUCACCGACUUCUCUCCUUCCCACCCCGCCGUUACACACGCUCAAGUUUACCUACGACGCCACUACCCCUGCUGCACGUAUCACCCUUUUGCUCUAUCCCAAUCCCCGUCCCCGCCCCACCAUUCCUGAAGGCGGGGGCAAGGCGAGCUUUGAAGAAGGGGAAGAGGAAGAACAGGAGCCGACAGUGAUUUACACAGGUUUACACGCGGGUGGGUUCGGGCAAGUGUUCGACCUGCCGAAAGAGUGGGCCAUGGACCUCUCAUCAGCUAUUCGCCUCGAGGAAGAAGACCAGCCCAACAAACCCGAAGUCAAAGAAGAGCCUGGUGAACAAGUGCAGGAGCUCAACGAGCAGCCUGAAGAGCAACAAGGCAGGCGUCGGUUUGGCAUCUUUGGACGAAGAAGGGGAGAAAGUGAUGUGGAAGCUGGGAAUGCCAAUAUUGAGAUGACCUCGCCGGUAACACAGUCAGAAGAGAAAGAGGCGCCAAAGCAAGUGGAGUAUGGAAUGAGGGUACUCAUCAAGAUUGAAGCUGCGGGGCCCGAAGGACAACCCCUGAAGAGGAGAAAUGCUCAGUUGACACACAUUCUGAUCACGGGUACAUGGGUAAACGACCCGAACUCUGGAGAUGACGCCGGCCCUGGAGGCAAGCGGGUCUGGGUUGUCAAGGUCGCCAGGCGGGAAGCUGUUAUCGGCUCUCACACUUUCCUCCUCAAAGAGAUCUUCGGUCUUUCUGCCACUUCCUCCACUGCAACAUCCUACCCGCCCACCGCCGACGAUCCUUACGCUUCCACGCCCAAUGAGUGCAUCGUCUGCCUCACCUCUCCGCGAGAUGUCGUCCUGCUCCCCUGCAGACAUCUUGUUGUCUGCCGAGAUUGUGCGGUGGGGAUGGUAGAAUUCGGAGCGGGUGGCAAGGUCGCUAGGCGAGAGGAAACUCCUGCUACUGGGACCGGGGCCGGGGGUGGAGGCGAUAGCGAAGCAGGUGGUGAAGGUGGCACAGAUACGCCGGCUGCUGCCCCAGCCACCACCACAACACAUCGCGAGCGUCGCAAAAAGAAGGUCAAGGGUUGGUACUGCCCUGUAUGUCGACAACCUUACACCUCUCUCCUGCGCCUUGCUCUUCCCCAAGCCAAGGCUUCCGAAGCACAGUCCCAUCAGGAACUCUCUCGCCAGCCCAGUCGCGCGUCUGUUCGGACGACGCGAACGACAAAGUCCCUCGCUCCGACGUUGCCGGAUGGCGCAGAGAGGUUCUUGGAGGGGCUACGGCCGGAGGGGGCAGAUGCGGAUUUGGAGUUGGAGGAGGAUGAAGACAAGGAGGCGGGUAGUGACAGCGUGAGGCCUGGAUGGGUUGGCGGAGGUGCAGGAACGCCAGAUGUGGAGAAGCCGGAAGUAGAACAUAAGGAAGUCGAAGAGUCAGAGCUCACAGGCCCUUCCCCCACGCCUGCUACUAUGGAGACGCCACCCCAUCCGGAAGGAGAUGUGGCUGACGAGGGAAAGGGGAAGGGUUGGAAGGAGGUUGCUUGA
Messenger RNA from Cryptococcus amylolentus CBS 6039, 2004 nucleotides. RefSeq lists its product as hypothetical. The coding region runs from base 1 to 2004 and encodes 667 amino acids. Gene Ontology annotation, molecular function: ubiquitin protein ligase activity. Lineage: Eukaryota; Fungi; Basidiomycota; Tremellomycetes; Tremellales; Cryptococcaceae. Gene Ontology annotation, biological process: protein ubiquitination. The transcript is spliced from 5 exons. The record is from RefSeq and is a predicted model, not a curated record. Gene Ontology annotation, cellular component: cytoplasm.